Ostreococcus tauri is the source of this 1278-nucleotide messenger RNA. Its product is annotated as Ferritin-like superfamily. Bases 1 to 1278 code for a protein of 425 amino acids. Lineage: Eukaryota; Viridiplantae; Chlorophyta; Mamiellophyceae; Mamiellales; Bathycoccaceae. The transcript has a single exon. Gene Ontology annotation, molecular function: oxidoreductase activity. The record is from RefSeq and is a predicted model, not a curated record. Gene Ontology annotation, biological process: deoxyribonucleotide biosynthetic process.
AUGUCGAUGGUGCGGGAUUCCGCGGAAGAUCUGCGACCGAUGACGACGCGGGUGAUGGAUGCGACGUGCGCGCGCGCGGGUGGGACGGACGAUGGAGGGAAGACGGGGCGAUGGACGGAUGGGGGGGGUGGAUUGGCGACGGGCGCGAACGGCGGCGGCGGCGAGGGCGGCGGCGCGUCGAGGAGCGCGUCGAGCACGCAUCUCGAGCUGGAAGAGGUCGCGGUGAGAGUGGCGGCGAUGAGUCCGUGGGCGGUGAGAGCGGAUGAGGAGGCGGCGAACGCGCGGGCGAUGGCGGCGAGAGAGCGGGACGCGGCGGAGCCGCUGUUGAGGGACAAUCCGGACCGAUUCUGUCUCUUUCCGAUCAAGCAUCCGAGGGUUUGGGAGAUGUAUAAGAAGGCGGAGGCGAGCUUUUGGACGGCGGAGGAGGUUGAUUUGACGUACGACUAUAAGGAUUGGCAGACGCUGAACGAGAACGAGAAGCACUUCGUGUCUCACGUGUUGGCGUUUUUCGCCUCGAGCGACGGCAUUGUUCUCGAGAAUCUGUGCUCGCGAUUCAUGAGCGACGUGCAGCUUCCAGAGGCGCGAUCGUUCUACGGAUUUCAACUCGCGAUCGAGAACAUUCACAGCGAGAUGUACUCGCUGCUUUUGGACACGUACAUCAAGGAUCCGAAGAAGAAAUCCGAAUUGUUUCGCGCCAUUCACACAGUGCCGACUGUGGCGAUGAAAGCAGACUGGGCGCUUCAUUGGAUCGGUAGCGACGCGAGCUUCGCCGAAAGGCUGGUGGGAUUCGCGUGCGUCGAAGGAAUCUUCUUCAGUGGGUCAUUCUGCGCCAUCUUCUGGCUGAAAAAGCGAGGAUUGAUGCGCGGUUUAACCUUCUCCAACGAGCUCAUCAGCCGAGACGAAGGCUUGCACUGCGACUUCGCUUGCUUGCUGUACGGCAUGUUGCAGAAUCCUCUCAGCGAGGCGACGCUUCAUCAUAUCGUAGGAGACGCGGUGAAAAUUGAGAAGGAGUUCGUGUGUGACGCUCUGAGUUGCUCGCUCGUUGGCAUGAAUGCCGACAUGAUGAGCACUUACAUCGAGUUCGUCGCGGACCGACUACUCAUUCAGCUCGGAGCAUCAAAGCUAUUUAACGCCGUCAACCCGUUCGAUUGGAUGGAGCUCAUUUCGCUUCAGGGUAAAGCUAACUUUUUUGAGCACCGCGUAGAUCAGUAUCAAAAGGCUGGCGUGAUGGGUAACGUAGAAGACAAUCACGCCUUUAGGACGGAUUGCGAUUUUUAG